AUGUCACGUAUAAUUGGGUCUCUCUUACUUCAACUUUGUGAAGGAAGAGAGACAAUAACAAUUGACAAUGAGAUCAGAGACGACAAUGAAACGCUAGUAUCAGCUGGAGAACGAUUUCGAUUGGGUUUCUUCACUCCAGAAGGAGUCCAUAACAAAGAGAGAUUCGUCGGGAUAUGGUACUACAGAGAUCCAAAAACAGUUGUAUGGGUGGCCAACCGAAAUAAAAAUCUCUCCGAUUCCUUUGGAGUUUUUGGCAUUGCUGAUGAUGGCAACCUCAAGGUACUCGAUAGAAAUAAAAUUACUUACUUUUCCACUGAUCUCGAAAGCUCUUCUGCUUCUAACAGGACAGUGAAGCUGUUUGAUUCUGGAAACUUGGUUUUAAUUGAUAAUCAAUCAGGAAGUGUUUUAUGGCAAAGCUUUGAUCACCCAACAGACACUUUUCUCCCCGGAAUGAAGAUGGAUGACAAAAAAAAAUUGACCUCAUGGAAAAGUGCAAAAGACCCAGGAAGGGGAAACUUUACGUUCGAACUAGAUGAAGAACUCAGCAACGGACCUAUUUACCUCACCCGGCAAAGAACGACGACAUACUGGAAAAGUGGAGAUUCAGGUGGAUUCGACAGCCCCAACGAAUUGCCCUCAGGAGUGGCUUACUUGCUCUCAAAUUUUAGUACGAAGUCAAAAAGGUACAAAAAUCUUAUAGUUACUGAACGCUCUUACAAUAAUACGAGGCUGUUGAUGAACUCCUCUGGCGAGAUACAAUAUUUUAAUUGGAGUAACGGUAACAACUUGUGGUCGUUGAUAUGGUCAGAGCCUCGCGACAAUUGUAGUGUAUAUAAUUUUUGUGGCAAAUUUGCUAGCUGCAACAGCCAGAAUAGUACAGUGUGCAGCUGUGUGGCAGGGUGUGAGCCUGUUUCACCGGAAAACUGGGUUACGGGAGAUUUUGAAAGUGGGUGUACUCGGAAAUCACCAACAUGCAACAAGGAGGGGAGUGAUAUUUUUCACAACUUGAUGCUGAUGAAGGUGGGGAAACCGGACUCGCAGUCGUACGACGCGGCCGAUAGUGAUGAGGCUUGCAGAAAGGAGUGUCUUGACAAUUGCCAUUGCCAGGCUUAUUUAUAUAAUGGAGGCAAUGAUACAGGAAGGGUAAGUGAUAACAGUACACAUGGAUGCUGGAUUUGGAACACGGAUCUCAUCAAUCUUCAGGAGGGAUACCCCGACUAUAACCUUUCGAUCCGUGUGGCAGCUUUCGAGAUAGGUAUUUUCGGUUAA
Messenger RNA from Ilex paraguariensis (yerba mate), 1269 nucleotides. The record is from the annotation of a GenBank genome assembly. Lineage: Eukaryota; Viridiplantae; Streptophyta; Magnoliopsida; Aquifoliales; Aquifoliaceae.